Molecule: messenger RNA, 3872 nt
Organism: Aaosphaeria arxii CBS 175.79
Lineage: Eukaryota; Fungi; Ascomycota; Dothideomycetes; Pleosporales
Product: cysteine proteinase
Exons: 3
Coding region: 415-3567 (1050 amino acids)
Biological process (GO): proteolysis
Cellular component (GO): cytoplasm
Molecular function (GO): calcium-dependent cysteine-type endopeptidase activity
Source: RefSeq, a predicted model, not a curated record
CUGAGGGUCACUCUACUACUAGUUGCUGGGUAGGUAGUCUCACAGGCUCACAGCAGCACCAGCAGCAGCACGACAGUGAGUGGCAGCUCUCCACAUUCAACCUCCAUCCACUCACAGUUGCUGUACCUUUGCACAUUGCACUCUUUGCUCCGAACGCUACUCCGUCAUGGCUGCGGCUGAAUCCUAAUCAUCCCUAUCGGAGGCCUCUCCCUCACAUCUUUUUCUUUUCUUUAUCAAUGAGCUGGCGGCCCCCAAUGUACGCAACACAGGGUCACUUCUUCCAACUCACUACUCCUGCUUCUACCAUUGCUCCCGCUGCCGCUUCUGUCCUCAGCAUCUAGAGCACACAAGUGUAGCUAGAGUAGCGCAAGCUGCCACGCCACGCCUACCCUCGUCGUCUCGCUCACGAAAACCAUGGACUCGCAGAUUUCCAAUAUCGAUAUGGUCAACGUCACUCGACCACAAUCCAAAGCACCCAGCAUCAUGGCUCAUGAUCUUGCACAGCGUCCUCGCCUUAGGGUGAAGAAGCAACCUCCACAGAAGAGCAUCGAUCAGUUUUGGGACAGCUUCACCACCAAGCAUCCUGGAAAGAUCUUCACCAUUCUACCUGACAACCUCUAUGCAAAGCGCGCAGCGGCGCAUACACCCAAAGGCUCCAUUCCUGGACAGAAUGCUGUGGCGUCAUAUGAAGAAGCUGCCGAUGCCUGCAAGAAGAAGGUCGAGAAGAUUGUCAAGGAAUGUCGGCGCCUUAACCAGAAGUAUCGCGAUCCUCAUUUCGAUAUCGAAUCCGACUUCAAGCGAUCGCAAAUGUUCCCAGAGAUUCCACCGGACUGUUUGACUGCAUUGAACGAGGACAAGUCCACCUUCCAGCCAAUGUCAGUCAAGAGGAUUGAGGAUAUUUUUGACAAACCUCAAUUCUUUAUCGAAGGAGCUACCGCAAACGAUGUUCGACAAGGCAACGACGGAGACUGCUGGUUCAUGUCCGCACUCGCUACAAUAAGUAACAAAGAAGGCUUGAUACAGAGGGUGUGUGUUGCUCGAGAUGAACAGGUUGGCGUAUACGGAUUCGUUUUUCACCGAGAUGGAGAGUGGAUCUCAGAAGUCAUUGAUGACAAAUUAUACCUGAUCAAAGAGGAUUUCGACGAAGCUACCCUAGGGCGACACCAAUGGCUGGAGUUGCAAAACCGUAAAAGCCCGGAGGAAGAAUACCGUACGGUCAUGCAGACUGGAUCAAGAGCGCUGUAUUUCGCACAAUGCAGCGAUCCAAACGAAACAUGGCUGCCCCUCUUGGAGAAGGCGUAUGCUAAGGCACACGGGGACUACAACGCCAUCGAAGGCGGAUUCGUCGGCGAGGGUAUCGAGGAUCUGACCGGUGGUGUGACCUCCGAAGUUUUCGCAACCGAUAUCCUCGACAAGGACAAGUUUUGGCGCGAAGAGCUCUUGAAUGUGAACAAAACAUUCCUCUUCGGAUGUGGACAGAUGGGUGGAAUCUAUGGCGAACGCCGAGGCAUCCAAGAAAAGCAUGCGUACUCCAUCAUGGAGGCUCGCGAAAUAGGCGAACAUCGUCUGCUGAAGCUUCGAAAUCCCUGGGGCAGAACCGAAUGGACUGGACGAUGGAGCGACGGAUCUGAGGAGUGGACUCCCGAAUGGAUGCAGAUACUGAACCACAAGUUCGGCGACGAUGGCGUUUUCUGGAUUUCUUACAAGGACUUGCUCCGCCAUUACCAACACUUCGACCGAACAAGGCUGUUUGGACCGGAAUGGACCGUUUCUCAGCAAUGGACUAGUGUCAAUGUCCCAUGGUCGGUCGACUACCUCGAUACCAAGUUCAAGAUCUGUUUGUCUAAGCCUAGUCCUGUUGUUAUUGUCCUAAAUCAGCUCGAUGAUCGAUACUUCCUGGGAUUGGAGGGCGAGUAUGAGUUCCAUCUGCAGUUCAGGCUCCACAAGGAUGACGAAGAAGAAUACAUCGUACGAAGCAAUGGCACGUACUAUAUGAAGCGUUCUGUCUCUACUGAAUUGGAUCUCGAAGCCGGAAAUUACACCGUUUUACUCAAGAUCAAGGCGACCAGGCUCCCGAAUCGCACGCCGGAGGAAGUCAUCCGGGCAACAUGUACCACACGCCGUGAGAAACUACUUUCGAUUGGGUUGUCUUAUGAUCUUGCACAUGCAAAGGGACAGUUCCGUGAGCAGGAGCAGGAUAAGCUUCGCCGAGAACGUGAGGAAAAGGUUGAGCGCAAGAAAGCACAGAUGAAACACGCCUACGAGCAGCGUGCCAAACUGUUGAAGAAGCAAAAACUUCGCGAACAGAAGAAGGCUGCUAAGAGCUCGCGGAAAUCCCGCAAUGAUGUCAAAGAGGUCGAAAAGAAGCUUGCCGACUUGAGUGGCCUUGGUAUCAAUAUUGAUGAAGAUCAACGCGUUUCAUUAGAUGAGGACGAGAAGCCCCUACACGCCGCUGUCACCAGGCACCAACGAUCCGGCAGCACCAGCAACCUACCCAUCGAACAGACUCAUGACCGCUCUCCCAGCCCUGGUGGGUUCGCUGGCCGCAGUGGAUAUAACAAAGGCCGCGAUGGCUACAAUGCGAGCAUGCCUGGUGCUCUACAGGGUCGCGGUGGCUACAAUGAAGCCUUCAAAAAGCCACAGAGCAUGGCCGAGGCGCUUCAAGGGCGUGGAGGUUACAACCAGGCAAUGCCAGGAGCUCUCCAAGGGCGAGGCGGUUACAACCAGAAUAUGCCUGGAUCUUUCCAAGGUCGAGAUGGGUACAAUGCGGAGUUGCCUGGAGGCUACCAGGGCCGUGAUGGUUAUAACGGCCGAGAUGGCUAUAACGGAAGAGAUGGAUACAACGGACGAGAUGGUUAUAAUGAUGGGGAGAGAACCGACUCGCCUGUCCCAACACCUUUGAGCGAUGAAUUCCGCCCUGGCACACCCUCUCAACGCCCUUACAGCCCGCGCCCAGAUCGCCGCGGAACGCAACCAUCCCCAACUCCAUCCCGACGCGCCACACUCUCCCCCAUUCCCGGUGUGAGACCUGGUAUCCAAGUCACUCGCGGCCGAGGAGCAAGUACAUGUUCUCACCGUGCUCGUGAAGGCAUCUACGCCACGGAUGAACUAUCCGACUUUUCCUCCUGGGACUCCGAGAUUGACGGCCCAGAUUCGGGCGAUUGUGGAUCAGAUACCGACGGCUUUGAAGAAGUCCCACGCUUCUUGACCGAUCGUGCCCAGUACCAGCGAUUCCGUCAAGAAGAAGAAGACGAGUUCGAGCGCGACCCCUGGAACGCAGUCUGCGUCCUGGGCUUGCGCGUCUUCUCCAAGGACACCGACGUCACCAUCGAAGUCGACAACGGCGAAGGGGCACGCAAGAGGUCCGGCGACGGCGACGACAGCUCGGUCAUCAGCAACGUAGUCAGGCGGAAAGAGAAAGAACUCGACGUAGACGACAGCGCCGCCGACGCAACGAGUCCUCUCCGCACAAGGGGAAAUCUCGAUUCUGCGCUCGCAGAGCGCGUCCAGCAGGUCGGGAAUGCUCCCGCCGGAAUGGAACGCGACCGCUCCGGCACCCUGUCCUAAGCGCAACGCAUCUCUUCCACACUUUAAAUUGUAACCUUCGCGACAUGAUUUCCCACAGUUAGUUUUUUGUUUUACGAUGAAGUCUACGCCACAAAAUCCCAUUCUUUUCUGUAUUGGAAUUUCUCUUUGAUAGGGAGGACGCUUUGGAAUUUUGAAGUCAUUUUUUCACACACAUACACUGGCUGUAGUUGAUGGAAUGGGAUGUACAUACAAGCAAGCGCGGUGUUCUUGGAGUAAUCGUUUUGUUUUGUUUUGUUUUUUCCUUCAAAUAUAGUAAACCUUCGUUGAAUACAUACAUCUCUCAA